UAGUGUUUUUAGUGAAUGUCACUUUUUGUCAUUUUUUUAAAUUUCCCGCCAGUUCCGUCCCCCGUACAUCCCGACGCUCGCAGAGGAUGGAACCCAGAUGACAGAUGCCGGCAUCCGCCGGAUUACAUUGCAGGGGACACUGCAGGAGGGACAUCGCGGGAGCUCAGGACAAGGUAAGUGAAGAACAGAUCCCCGAGCAGCGCCGCAUGGUAAGCCCGAGUGUAGCUCGGGGUUACCGCUUUUGGUACUGAAACUUUACCCCGAGCUACACUCGGGAAUACCGUCAGGGAGGUUAAACUAAUUUAAUGCAGAUACUAACUGAUAAUGAUGAGUUAGGAUCUAAACAAUGAAGCUAAAUGAUGACAUUUCAUUUUAUUAAAAGC
This is a messenger RNA of Staurois parvus, 383 nucleotides long. The record is from the annotation of a GenBank genome assembly. NCBI's taxonomy places the organism in Eukaryota, Metazoa, Chordata, Amphibia, Anura, Ranidae.